Molecule: messenger RNA, 369 nt
Organism: Morchella sextelata
Lineage: Eukaryota; Fungi; Ascomycota; Pezizomycetes; Pezizales; Morchellaceae
Exons: 2
Coding region: 1-369 (122 amino acids)
Source: RefSeq, a predicted model, not a curated record
AUGUCCGACCACGCCGCCAAAACGAGCGACCACUACACCUCCUUCUUCGCCCGCGCCCACCCGCUAACGAUCGAACACACCACCGCCGCGAGCUACCUCAACGACCUCAAGGGCCGCGUGAACAGCGUGCUCGCGGGCGUGUUCGAGGGGGAGACUACCUGGUGGCCCAUGAAGGACUACGAGCGCCCGCUGGAGGAGGGCGAGGUGCGGCUACGGUGGAAUUCGGCGGCGGGCGAACAGAAGUGCUGCGGCACCGAGCUGACGUGGAUAGUGCCGGAGAGGUAUGUGGAGAAGUAUCAGCAGUGGCUGGAGGACGUGAGUGAGCCGACGUCGCCGGCGUUUGCGGGUGCGGAGGGAGGAUGCGGGUAG